Molecule: messenger RNA, 2396 nt
Organism: Anopheles aquasalis
Lineage: Eukaryota; Metazoa; Arthropoda; Insecta; Diptera; Culicidae
Gene: mtDNA-helicase
Product: mitochondrial DNA helicase
Biological process (GO): mitochondrial DNA replication
Cellular component (GO): mitochondrion
Molecular function (GO): ATP binding; single-stranded DNA binding; 5'-3' DNA helicase activity
Source: RefSeq, a predicted model, not a curated record
GUGCUCCUACUAGUUCGGUUGCUUUUACGUUUACUUUUUUAAUUAUAUUUUUUGUACAUACGUUUAUACUUACCAGUUUUUGGAUGUUUCGGAUUAUUUACACUACAUCGUGAAAGUACUUGCGAAAAAGCGUUGCUUCCAGUUCAUCUUUGCCGGGAUCGCCUGCGGUGAUGCUAGUAAAACGGUUCCUUCUCUCAUACACCAAAGCAAUGCAUCGGAUUAAUCGGGCGCCAAAGGACAACGGCGGCGCUACGAACUCACCUGCCGAUUACGGUGCCAUCUGCUUGCGAAACAAGCCUAGCAACUGCAACCCAUACCAAACUUCCUCUCGAUGUCUCAGCACAGCCAGCAACCGCAUGGCAACGCCGAACGAUGAAAACACAAGGCCGAUCGCCCCGUCGGCGGCUGUUUCACUGUAUCAGAUGAAAAAACUCAUCAAAGCAGCCUGCCCAACGUUGGGCGAAAGUGUGGAAGGACCCACCUGCAUCGAAACGCAAUGUCCCGUUUGCCAUAUCGUGCCCGGUGGUGAUAGCUCGGCUGGUCCACCUGCGUCCGGACCCCGGAUCUACAUCAACAAAACGACGGGAUGCUUUUCGUGCUCUUCCUGCCACUAUCUGGGCCGCUGGGAGCAGAUAGAAAAGUUCUUUCCUCCCUACAACCGUUCGGCAAAGUCGCUGCAAGAGUUGCGCAAGCUGAGGGGCGCAUUUCUCGAGCUGAAACAGGAGUGUACGGGCUCCGAUACACCGAUCCAUUCGCUGCCGGUGGAUUCGAUCGAGCUGGAUGAUGCAAAUGCCAAAGCUGUUGCCCAAGCGCUAGGCAUACCGGAUUCUUUUGCUGAAUCUCUCGUUCACCUCAAAGCACGCUGGAAUGCAUUAAACAAGGAGCUGUUCAUACCAUUGAAGGAUGUGGAAGGUCGAGCGAUAGGCUACAAGACGCUGCAACGUACUACCUCCGAUGGAGAGCUGUUUGAGCGAACGGUUCCAGAAGCUAACGCGAGUGGUAUUGUCCAGCUGCGCUGCAGUGUUGCUAGUGCCGGUACGAGGGCGAAGGAGCAAUGCCAUCUCAAUGCCAUCCUAGUGUUGAGCGUGCUGGAUUUGCUGGCCCUUGGUACCGCGAAACUGAAUGCAACGGCCGUUUGUCUUCCGCAUGGUUUGAAGAGUUUGCCACAACAGUGUCUUCCGGCGCUGGAACGAUUUCAGCGGCUGACUUUGUGGUUCAACUACGAUACCGCCGGCUGGGAUACGGCACGGAAUUAUGCGAAAAAGUUGGAUGAACGACGGUGCCUGUUUGUACGCCCGACCGAACAACAUCCAACGCCGUACCGGGCACUACAGCAGCGGGACGCCGGUCCCGAGCUAAGGACGAUCCUUGCUAAGGCACAGCCGAUUUUGCAUCAAUCCAUUACCACGUUUCAUGCGUUACGCCAAGAUGUGCUGAGCGAUCUGCAGAACAUCGACAAGGUCCAGGGUGUCAAGUGGAAACGCUAUCCGACGCUGAACAAACUGCUCAAGGGCCACCGCAAGGGUGAGCUGACGGUGUUGACCGGACCGACGGGUUGCGGUAAGACAACCUUUAUGUCGGACUACUCGCUCGAUCUAGCGCAACAGGGCGUCUCGACGCUGUGGGGUUCGUUCGAGAUACGAAACACACGGCUAGCGGCCACACUGCUGCGCCAAAUGGUGGGUCAACCGUUGGACGAACAGUUGGUCAAGUUUGAGCGGUGGGCCGACGAGUUCGAGCGGUUACCGAUCUACUUCAUGACUUUCCACGGUCAGCAACCGAUCAAGGUGGUGAUGGAAGCGAUCGAGCACGCACAGUACGUGCACGACAUUCAGCACGUCAUCAUCGACAACCUGCAGUUCAUGAUGGGUAUGCUCGAGGAGAGCAAGCAUCUGGACCGUUACUGGAAGCAGGAUGCGAUAAUCGGUGCGUUCCGUUCGUUCGCCACGCGCCGUAACUGCCACGUGACGCUCGUGAUACAUCCGCGCAAGGAGCGCGACACGGACGAGCUUACGACGAGCUCGAUCUUUGGCGGCGCCAAAGCCUCCCAGGAAGCCGAUAACGUGCUGCUCAUACAGGACAAACGGCUGACGUCGGUGCGGGGUAAAAAGUAUCUGCAGAUCGCGAAAAAUCGCUACAGCGGGGACCUCGGUAUUAUGCCGCUCGAUUUCGACAAGGCCAGCUUAAGUUAUGCGCAGCGUAAGCGUAAGGCGGACAGUGGAAACGAUGGUUCUUCCCACGCGGUCGCAUCGGUUGACCAGCCACAGGCGGAUUCUUUGUAGUGCCGCUCAAUAAGCAAACUAUUUGAUUCCAGUUCCAAUUGUUGUAGCAUCGCCACACGGAGAGGGGUUUUAUACAAUAAAAAAUAUGCUCAUUCCUGAGGCCGUAGGGACGCG